Medicago truncatula (barrel medic) is the source of this 1986-nucleotide messenger RNA. RefSeq names its product serine/threonine-protein phosphatase 7 long form homolog. The coding region runs from base 130 to 1746 and encodes 538 amino acids. NCBI's taxonomy places the organism in Eukaryota, Viridiplantae, Streptophyta, Magnoliopsida, Fabales, Fabaceae. The record is from RefSeq and is a predicted model, not a curated record. The transcript has a single exon. Gene Ontology annotation, biological process: meristem development; meristem maintenance.
UCUCGUAUUGCAACAUUGGUUUCUCCAAACUCACAUGAACUAGUUUCCACACAAAAAACACUAGCAAAGUUCCUUAAACCAUGUUCCAAAAACACUCCAACAUUGCAUCAUUCCGAAACAGUGUCUCAAAUGAACCAUCUUCAUCCUAAGAAACUUAACUUCAAAGGUUGGAAAAAUCCUCAAGCAAAAUGGGGUGAUUGGUUUGAAACAUUAACAGGAAAACAUGGUUUCAUAUGGAACCAAACAGGUCUCUGUGAUGCCCUUUUGUCUUCUCUAUACAAUUUUCCUCGCAACCCAUCUUUGGUUCUUGCUUUAGUACAAUAUUGGUCUCCAAAAACCAACACUUUUGUUUUUCCUUGGGGUGAAGCAACCAUCACAUUUGAAGAUGUUAUGAUUCUCGGUGGAUUUUCAGUCCUUGGUGAACCGGUAACACUUUCGCUUUCUUCUGAUUUGCUUUCAAUCGAAGCUAAAUUGAUCGAGAUUCGAAGGAGUAUGUCGAAAAACAAGUCCAAAAAGGCAGAUCAUAAUGCUUGGUUAAAGUUUUUCAAAGAGGGGUUAGAAGCAGAAAGUGACAAACUUUUUGAAAUUGAGCAUGUGGGUUUUCUUUGUUUAUGGUUAUCAAGGUUUGUUUUUCCUUCAUUUUCUGAUUCUGUUAUCGACCCGCGUGUUUUUCCAAUUGCUAUUCAUUUAUCUCAAGGUACAAGAAUGGCUCUUGCACCUUCUGUUCUUGCUAGUAUUUAUCAUAAUUUGACUUUUCUUAAAGAAAAACUAGUUUCUUCAUCUGUGGAGGAUUUGAAUUUGAAUGUUAAUGGUCUAUUUCAACUUGUGCAACAAUGGUUAUUUGAAAGGUUUCCAAUUCUUGGACCUAAUUGUCCUAAUGAACUAAAGAAGGGUGAACCUAGAGCUGCAAGGUGGCACAAAUUAAACUCUAAUCAUCAACAUGCUAGUUUUGAAUUCAUUUUGUCUGUUUUGGAAUCAAGAGAGAAUUUUCGGUGGCGUCCUUAUGUUGUUGAUUUGAAAAAUUGGUGCUUUGUGUCACAUUGCAAAGAAAAUGAACAAUAUGUUGAUGGUUCAAAUUCUGAUUUAGCAGAAGAGUUGAAGUGCUUUGGAGUGUGUUUGUGUGCUGAUGAGCUUGUUGGUUUGGAUUGUGUUGAGAAGUAUAUGCCAUAUAGGGUAGGAAUGCAGUUUGGAAUGGAUCAAGAUGUUCCUCCUAGUGAGUUCACUGUUCUGAGUCCAAGUUACAAGGGAAAUUUUAGCUUUUAUGUUCCUGCAAGAUGCUACAAACCUUGUUUGUCAUUGGAAUAUCACAAUUGGUGGAAGAAAUCAAAGGUGGAUGAUUCUGUUCUGUUGAGUGAUAAAAAUUGUAUGUUAGAUGUAGUGAUGAUUGCAAAGCAAUAUUGUGAAGAAGAAGAAAAUCAUGUAUCAAUUGACUCUGUUAAAAGUAGUUUGAAAAGGAAAUCAUCAACCAAUGAAGAAAGCAAGGAUAAGGAAGUGGAUAGCAAUAGUAGUAUUGUAUUUGUAGGUGAAGAUUUAGCUGUUGAAGAGGGUGAGAGUGAGACCAAGAGAUUGAAGAAGAAUGAACAAUCUUUCAAUUGUGAAUUCAACAAUGAUGCUGAACAUGUUGAAGUAUUGUUCAUGAGUGGAAAAGGGAAAAAACAUGUCGUAGGAACUUGUGACAAUCCUUUGGAUGUUGAAAAUUAUGCAUGCACCAUUUUGGGGACUUCUUCUUAUCCUAUAAGGCUAUAAAUAUUGAUUAUUACCUGAAGUAGCUUUUCCUUUUGGUGCUUUUUGGACAAAAGAUAAAAACUAAAGGCAUGAUUAUAUUGGAAAAGGAUUGGGACAUGGGUUAGUAUUGUUACUCUUUAAGGACUUUUAUUUUUACGUAAAGUUGGUCCACCCAUUGGACUUAUAUGUACACAAAAAUAUCUCCUAUUUUGAUAGCUCAAAGGAGUUUAGCUGUUUUAAAUUAGUUUCCUAAAAUAUAUG